Messenger RNA from Scutellospora calospora, 176 nucleotides. NCBI's taxonomy places the organism in Eukaryota, Fungi, Glomeromycota, Glomeromycetes, Diversisporales, Gigasporaceae. The record is from the annotation of a GenBank genome assembly.
CAACUGUGCUAGUUUCUAGCUCUGAACCCUUGUCUAAUUUAGAUUCGCAAUUUCAAGUGGUAAAAGAUCCCAAUGCUAGAAAAUCAGCUCAUCAUGAAGGUAGACUUACUAAAUCAGAAGAAAUAGUAACUCAACAAACCACACCAUUAGAUAAUAUAGAAUUGCAAUCUGUUUAA